AUGGGCCGUUUAGGAAAAAUGUCCAAUUGUUGCUGUUUACCGUUAGGAGGAGGAUGUAUAUUAUCAACAGUGAUUAUUUUCGUCCGUUUUCUUGGAUUAUUCGCGGAGAAGAAUACGACAGCUAGGACAAUUAAUCUCGUAUUAUAUGCUGUAUUAUGUUGUUUUGCUAUCCUUGGAAUAUUAUUUAAGAAUUUUAUUAUAUUUUACAUUGUUACUGGACUUAUAAUUAUACAUAUAGUUGAUAUUAUUAUAUCAUUUAUUCUUAUUUUGGUGGCUUAUAUAUCACUUAGUAAUAAUUAUAAUCUUACAUCUAUAGUAAUUCUGUUAGUUACGUUGAGUACAAGUAUGGUUAUUAUGUUUAUGCUUUUGAACGUAUUUUUAUCAACGGCUAAUGUUUUGAAAGAAGGAGGUACAGGAUGGGAAAACAAAAACUAUAAGCAAAUACGUGCGGAGAAAAAUGCAAUUAUUAGUAAGGAAGAAAAGAAGAUAGUUGAUAAUCAGACAGAACAAAAUGACUACAAGGCAUAA
This is a messenger RNA of Plasmodium yoelii, 528 nucleotides long. Its product is annotated as conserved protein, unknown function. The record is from RefSeq and is a predicted model, not a curated record. The transcript has a single exon. The coding region runs from base 1 to 528 and encodes 175 amino acids. Lineage: Eukaryota; Apicomplexa; Aconoidasida; Haemosporida; Plasmodiidae.